GCUUCUACGUGCCCAAGUCAUCAGCAAAUCGUCGUCGGGAACGAAAAGUCGGAAAAAAUCGUACAAAAUCUUUAUUUUCGCACCGUAAAACCCUCGGAAUCGGUCCGCAAUAGGGUGUCUCCGGUAGCGGACAAUCCGGUGCGCGGUUUCACGGCCACGUUCGGUCCCGGACGCGUCGCAAAGUGUUCGAAUUUGUGACUUUUCCUUAUCGAAGAAAUUGCAGUGAGAAUCUUUUUUUUUUCGUUUCGUCCCCACGACGUCUCCACUUGUCCUCCGCCCCGCCGCGGGGUACCGUGUCACACGGUGAACACCUGGGUGGUCCUCGAAGGGGAGCUGGGGGAGGAGACCUUUUAAGUGUGUUUUUGUUCUUUGAAAAAGUUUUGUGAAAUGGCCCUCGGUUGGACUGCGAGGGUUGGAGGUUUUCGCAGUGAUAACAUCCGGCGGGGACCGCGGGCCUAGGCCCUUGGGCCAAAUCCAAAAGAGACACUGAUAACAGCGAGUAGUCACCGUAAAGUAUGCCAACAUUAGCCACGAGCGGAACGCCGACGACGACCAGCAGCAGCAGCAGCACGACUCCGGUGGCCACCCCGACCACCCCCUCCUCCUCGAGCGGCGGAACCAGCAACAGCAAAACGAAGGAAAUGUUUAUCGUGCGGGCGCUGGAGAAGAUCCUCGGCGAUAAGGACAUCAAGCGGUCCCAUCACUCGCAGCUGAAGCGGGCCUGCGAUGCGGCACUUGAGGACAUCCGGGAGGAGCUGAAGGAGGCCGGCCAGGUGGAGCACAAUGGCGAGGUGCCGGUUCCGUCGGCGGCCCUGCCGCUGCCCAAGAACGACUCGGCCAACAUUGUCAACGCGGAGAAGUACUUUUUGCCGUUCGAGUUGGCGUGCCAAAGCAAGACGCCGCGGAUCGUCGUGACGGCGCUCGACUGCCUGCAAAAGCUGAUCGCGUACGGCCAUCUGACGGGGAACAUUCCGGACUCGGCGAACCCGGGCAAGUUCCUGAUCGAUCGGAUCGUGACGACGAUCUGCAACUGUUUCAUGGGCCCGCAAACGGACGAGGGCGUGCAGUUGCAGAUCAUCAAGGCGUUGCUGACGGUGGUCACGUCGCAGCAUGUCGAGGUGCACGAGGGCACGGUGCUGCAGGGCGUGCGGACCUGCUACGACAUCUAUCUGUCCAGCAAGAACUUGAUCAACCAGACGACGGCACGGGCGACGUUGACGCAGAUGUUGAACGUGAUCUUCACCCGGAUGGAGAAUCAAGCGUAUGAGAGGUCAAACGCAGCAACGACGACGGCGGUAGUUCCGGUGACUCCCCCGGCGGAGGAAAAGCACCCCGACUACGACAUGGUGCGUGGAAUCGUCGACGAGAUCGUGGACAAUGUGAUAGCGGCUGCGGCGUCGGCCGUGGACGAGCUGAGCACGAAGAGUACCGGGGAGUCCGGGGACGCCGAAACGGGCAGCAUCGGUGGGGUGUCCAACGGUGGCACGGACAGUACCUCGAUCGCGCGGGUACCCUCCCAGGAGAGCAUGGAAGUGACGAGCGAAAACGACAGCAUCGUGACGGCUAAGUUUACCCACAUCUUGCAAAAGGACGCCUUCCUGGUGUUCCGUGCGCUGUGCAAACUCUCCAUGAAACCUCUCCAAGGGCAUCCGGAUCCAAAGUCGCACGAGUUGCGAUCGAAGAUCCUCUCGCUUCAUCUGCUACUGUCGAUUCUCCAGAAUGCCGGCCCCGUCUUUCGCUCGAACGAAAUGUUCAUCAUGGCCAUCAAGCAGUACCUGUGCGUGGCGCUGUCCAAAAACGGCGGAAGUUCCGUCCCGGAGGUGUUCGAGCUGUCCCUUUCGAUCUUCGUGGCCCUGCUGUCCAACUUUAAAAUGCACCUCAAGAAGCAGAUCGAGGUGUUCUUCAAGGAGAUCUUCCUGAACAUUCUGGAGGCGCCCAGUUCCUCGUUUGAGCACAAGUGGAUGGUGAUUCAGGCGCUGACCCGGAUCUGUGCGGACGCACAGAGCGUGGUGGACAUUUACGUAAACUACGAUUGUGACUUUUCGGCGGCGAAUCUUUUUGAGCGACUCGUCAACGAUCUGAGUAAGAUUGCUCAGGGUCGGCAGGCGCUCGAGCUGGGCACGUCGGUGAAUCAGGAAAAGUCGAUGCGAAUCCGCGGGCUGGAGUGUCUGGUGUCGAUCCUGAAGUGCAUGGUCGAGUGGAGCAAGGAUUUGUACGCGAAUCCAAACUCGCAAACCAGUUUGGGCGAUCCACCGGCCGUUGCGACGAAUCCAAAAUCUCCGGACGAAGUGCACGAGCCGUUGAAGAGUCACGGUGGGUCGACGAUCAGCAUGAACUCGGUCGGUAGUACGAAUACGUCCGGUGGGAAUCGGGAAGUGUUGGAUCUUCCGGAGGAGCUUGAGGAACGCAAGCAGCGCAAGGAGGUGAUGGAAACGGGGAUUGACAUGUUCAACCGCAAACCGAAGAAGGGAAUGCAGUUUCUGCAGGAGCGUGGCAUGUUGGGGACGAGCUGCGAGGACGUGGCCAAGUGGCUGCACGAGGACGAACGGCUGGACAAGACCCAGGUCGGGGACUACCUGGGGGAUAACGACGAACAAAGCAAGGCUGUGAUGUGCGCCUAUAUCGAUGCUAUGAACUUUGCCGAGCUGGACAUUGUGGCCGCGUUGCGGUACUUUUUGGAAGGGUUCCGUCUGCCCGGCGAGGCGCAGAAGAUCGAUCGGUUGAUGGAGAAGUUUGCGAGCAGAUAUUGCGACUGCAACCCGAACAACACCCUAUUCGCAUCCGCCGACACCGUCUACGUGUUGGCCUUUUCGGUGAUUAUGCUGACGACGGAUCUGCACUCGCCCCAGGUCAAGCACAAGAUGACCAAGGAACAGUACAUCAAGAUGAACCGCGGCAUCAGCGACAACAAGGACCUGCCGGAGGAAUAUUUGUCGCAGAUUUACGACGAAAUUGCCGGGCAUGAGAUUAAGAUGAAGAACACGGUCGCGAGCAAACCGCAAGGCAAGCAGAUCAUCGUGAACGAAAAGAAGCGCAAACUGUUGUGGAACGUCGAGAUGGAGGCGCUGUCCACGACGGCCAAGAACCUGAUGGAGUCGGUGUCGCACGUGAAGGCGUCCUUUACCUCCGCCAAACACCUCGAGCAUGUCCGGCCAAUGUUCAAAAUGGCCUGGACCAGCUUCCUGGCGACGUUCUCCGUCGGUCUGCAAGACUGUGACGAUCCGGAAAUCGCCAGUCUCUGCCUGGACGGAAUCCGCUGCGCCGUCCGGAUCGCGUGCAUCUUCCACAUGACGCUGGAACGGGACGCUUACGUCCAGGCGCUGGCUCGCUUCACCCUCCUUACCGCCAACUCACCGAUCAACGAGAUGAAGGCCAAAAACAUUGACACCAUCAAAACCCUUAUCAUGGUGGCGCACACCGACGGAAACUAUCUCGGCUCCAGCUGGUUGGACAUUGUCAAGUGCAUCUCGCACCUCGAACUCGCCCAGCGCAUCGGUACCGGCGUCCGGCCAGAAUUCCUCUCCGGCCCAGCGUCCCACCGUGACGCGUUGGAUCCAGCCAAGGAACACAUCGGAGAAACCAGCUCGCAGAGCAUCGUCGUAGCAGUCGAUCGGAUCUUCACCGGAUCAAUUCGCCUCGAUGGGGACGCCAUCGUGGACUUUGUUAAAGCACUGUGCCAAGUUUCGCUGGACGAACUGACGCGACCUCAGCCGCGAAUGUUCCUGCAGAAGAUUGUCGAAAUUUCCUACUACAACAUGGGCCGCAUCCGGUUGCAGUGGUCCCGAAUCUGGCAGAUCUUGGGCGAGCACUUCAACGCGGUCGGUUGCAACACCAACGAGGAAAUUGCCUUCUUUGCGCUUGACAGCUUGAGGCAACUUUCGAUGAAAUUCAUCGAAAAAGGCGAGUUCACCAACUUCCGCUCAAAGGAUUUCCUGCGUCCGUUCGAGCACAUCAUGAAAAAGAACUGCUCGCCGGCAAUCCGGGACAUGGUCUGUCGGUGCGUGGCCCAGAUGGUCAACUCGCAAGCCCACAACAUCAAAUCCGGCUGGAAGAACAUCUUCUCGGUGUUCCAUCUGGCUGCCGGCGACACAGACGAAGCGAUCGUCGAGUUGGCCUUCCAGACGACGGGGAAGAUCAUCACCGAUUUGUACCAGUCGCAGUUCCACAUCAUGAUCGAUUCAUUCCAGGACGCGGUCAAGUGUCUGUCGGAGUUUGCCUGCAACGCCAAGUUCCCCGACACGAGCAUGGAAGCGAUCCGCCUCGUACGGACGUGCGCUCUUUGCGUCAACGACGCCCCAAAUCUGUUUGCCGAACACGCCGGCAUGGAAAACGAUGUGUCCGUUUCGGAGGAGGAUCGCGUUUGGGUUCGGGGCUGGUUCCCGAUGCUGUUCUCGCUGUCCUGCGUUGUGAACCGCUGCAAGCUGGAUGUGCGUACCCGCGGACUCACGGUCCUCUUCGAAAUCGUCAAAACACACGGCGAUGCGUACAAACCCAACUGGUGGCGUGACCUGUUCAACAUUCUGUUCCGAAUCUUUGACAACAUGAAACUCCCCGAACACCACACCGAAAAAGCGGAAUGGAUGACGACGACGUGCAACCACGCGCUGUACGCGAUCAUCGACGUCUUCACCCAAUACUUUGACAUCCUCGGACCGAUGCUGCUCAAAGAUCUGUACUGUCAACUGCACUGGUGCGUGCAGCAAAACAACGAGCAGCUCGCCCGAUCCGGCACCAACUGCUUGGAGAACCUGGUCAUCUCGAACGGACUCAAGUUCAACGAAGACACCUGGGACAAGACCUGCCAGUGCAUGCUGGACAUCUUCAACAGCACGUUACCGGAAGAACUGCUCUACUGGAAGCCCGACCCGAACCCCCAAAGCAUGACCCACAGCGCGAGCUACCCGCAAAACGGAGAUCUACCCCGGCACGGCAUCCUAAAGCGAUCCCCGUCCCAGCACUCCGUCUUCAACCAACUGGACGACCCAACCCUCAAACCCCCCGAACUCAACCAAACGGCCACCCUCUUCUCGAACCUCCUUAUCAAGUGCGUCGUCCAGCUCGAGUUGAUCCAAACCAUCGACAACAUCAUCUUCUUCCCCGCCACAUCCCGCAAAGAAGACGCCGAAACCCUGGCCCAAGCCGCCGCCGAACUCUCCCACAACACCUCCACCGGCUCAACCAACAGCUCCAACCCCCCGUCCUCCGUCCUGAACCACUCGCUCUCCACCGAAGAGUGUCAACGCGAAGAGCAGGGCAUGUACAGCUACCUGAACACGCCCCACCUCCUGCAACUCAUCGACUGUCUGCUGCAAAGUCAUCGCUUUGCGAAAAAGUUCAACUCGAACCACGACCAGCGCAACGUCCUGUGGAAGGCCGGCUUCAAGGGUUCGCUCAAGCCGAACCUGCUGAAGCAGGAAACGCAAUCCCUUGCGUGUGUGCUGCGCAUCCUGUUCAAGAUGUACAGCGACGAGAGCCGGCGUCGCGACUGGCAGGACAUCGAGAAGCGGCUGAUUGCCGUCUGUACCGAGGCGUUGGACUACUUCCUGUCGCUGCAGAGUGAACCGCACCGGGACGCGUGGACGUCGCUGCUGCUGCUAGUGAUGACGCGGCUGCUCAAGAUGCCGGACUCGAGGUUCGCGGCCCACAUCGCCAGCUACUACAUCCUGAUGUGCGACCUGAUGUGCUUCGACCUGAAGCCGGAGCUGCGAACGGUGCUGCGGCGCGUCUUUCUCCGGAUCAGCCCCGUCUUUGGGAUCGCCAACAGUGCCACCUAGUAUCAGCGGAAGGCGGCGGCGGUGGCGGCUAGUGGCUUUACCCACCAUCCCCACCACCACCACCACCAGCAGAACUCGACGACGAUUCCCCCCAUCCACCAGUUUAGCAGCAAUACAUCUUCAAACAGUGAUCGGCGCGGGUGGAAUAAAAAUCCAAGGUUGUAGUUAUUUUUUGUCUAGAUGUUAUAUAUAUUUUUUUUCUGUUGGUGUCUCCGAGAGUUUUUUUUUACUGUCUAAAUUAUUUCAUUGAUCCCGUAAGGAGGAUAGAGCUAAACAAAACAUAGAUUCCUACCAUUUAAACGUAGAAGUAGAACCGCUAUCAGAGAGGAGAAAUAAACUAAAACUAAACAUUCGAAAUUUCUAACAAAACAAUUAGGUUAGCAUAAAUGUUUAUAAUCUACUUUAGAACAAAAACAGACUGCGUUUUCUGUUGUUAAUUUUUGGUAAACAAUUUCAAACCAAUUUCAAAAACCCUGACGCGCUGCAAUGAUUUUAUAAAAAUCCCCCUUUGUAAAUAUCCAAACAAAAAAGUAAAAGAAUUUAGCAAAAAAAAUUACCCCAAAACUGCAAAUGAUAAAAACCGCUAAAAGUGCAACUGUUUAGCUGCGUUGUUUGUUUUGUCAGAUUGUGAGAAAUAAUUUUUUGGAGAAACUUUUGUAACCGUCAGCAAAAUGUGUCAUGCUUUCUUUUUAAGUUCAACCCAUCUUUGCUACUAACGCUACGAAUGAUUUCCGCAACCGAAGGCAACCUACUAACGCUAAGAAUCUUACUAAAAAAAUAAUAAUCAAAAAACCAACCACUCUGCAGUAGUCCAAGUCAUUCACAAACACUCUUUCACGUGUGCGCAAUAGAUUCAACUUGAAAAGUCGGGAAAUCAUGCGAUUAUUAUUAUCCUUAUUAUAUUAUCAUUAUUAUUGUCAUUAUUGUACUGUGAAGCCGCCGUAUAUUUAUAGUCAGGAUGUGUUACUGAUAGAGGAAGAAGAAACAAAAGCAAAACGGAAAACAAAAACACAGCAAAACUAAACAAACAAAUAUCGUACGUAUGAGAAACUGCACUGCUUAGAGAGUUUAUCAUCAGCGUAGCCUGUAAGUUAUUCUUUUGUUUGUUUUUGUGAGCCUGCAAAAAAGACACAAUGAGUAAAGCCGAGUGGAACGAGAAGAACGAAAAGAAGAAGACGACGAAGUUUGUGUGUGGGGCAAAUUUAACGAGUUUCUAUAAAAAUGCAAACUUUCUGUUGUAAAACUCACGAUGAUUACUAUAUACAGUAUAUUAUACAUUUACAUGCAUAUUAGAUACCAUGGAAUAAAAUGCUAGUAAAA
This is a messenger RNA of Culex quinquefasciatus (southern house mosquito), 7094 nucleotides long. RefSeq names its product brefeldin A-inhibited guanine nucleotide-exchange protein 2. Gene Ontology annotation, molecular function: guanyl-nucleotide exchange factor activity. The record is from RefSeq and is a predicted model, not a curated record. Gene Ontology annotation, biological process: regulation of ARF protein signal transduction. NCBI's taxonomy places the organism in Eukaryota, Metazoa, Arthropoda, Insecta, Diptera, Culicidae.